UAUAAACAUACCUAGGUCAUGGCGAGAUUAAAUCACUGACCAUAAACAAAUGCAAAGAAUCACCAUGCGUACUUCACAUUGACGAGGAAAUCAACACGGACAUUGAAGUUGUUGCUAACCAGGAUGCCACUAAACUGAAAUUGAACAUGACCGUUGACUGGGGUCAGGGACCAGUUGACAUCACCAAGCUGGUGCCCGGUUUUGAUACUGAUGGUUGCCACAUGGUCAAAUGCCCUAUCAAAAAGGGUGAUACCAUAUCCAUAGUGCACAAGGAAAAGGUACCCAAGGAGUCUCAUACUGAUAUGCCGGUGACUUUGAGAAUAGAAAUGCUUGGUGACCAAAGCGAAUUGUUUUGUUUCAGUGGCAUCCUGGUCUAU
Molecule: messenger RNA, 377 nt
Organism: Oppiella nova
Lineage: Eukaryota; Metazoa; Arthropoda; Arachnida; Sarcoptiformes; Oppiidae
Source: the annotation of a GenBank genome assembly